UCACCGAGAGAAUGCCAGCAAGGAGAAGCACUGCAAAAGCGGCGACCAGCAAUGGCAGCGCGACAAGUCCACAGAUGGAAGAUCACGCGUACAAGAUGAAAAGAAAGAAGAAUAACGAGGCAGUGCAGCGCACGCGUGAAAAAACAAAGAAAACUGCCGAGGAACGCAAAGGGCGAAUUGAUAAAUUAAAAAAUGAGAAUUUAAAGCUGGAAGAAAGAAUUGAAUCCGAAAAGAAACACAUCCAUUUUCUAAGGGUUAUGAUCAUACAAGGCAAAAAGAACAAAGAGCAGGAUCAGCUAAUCGAUAAAAUUUUAAAAUCCUCAGACGAAGACGAUGACGAUUUGACAGCAACACUCAACCAAAAUGACUAAUGAAGAAUUAAUCCUUAUUUACUUAAUAUUAUUUACAUAUUUUUAAGCAAUUCCCCUCACUAACCGUCAUA
Drosophila hydei is the source of this 442-nucleotide messenger RNA. RefSeq names its product CCAAT/enhancer-binding protein gamma (gene Irbp18). Bases 12 to 371 code for a protein of 119 amino acids. The record is from RefSeq and is a predicted model, not a curated record. The transcript has 2 exons. Gene Ontology annotation, molecular function: DNA-binding transcription factor activity. Gene Ontology annotation, biological process: regulation of DNA-templated transcription. Lineage: Eukaryota; Metazoa; Arthropoda; Insecta; Diptera; Drosophilidae.